AUGGAAAACUUGAAUGAGCUUACAACUGUAUUAAAGCCUUUUGAAUUUGUAACAAGAGAAUCAUCGGGCCAAAAGUAUGUAACAAUCUCCAAAAUUAUACCAAUGCUUAAUUGCUUAACUACAGAACUGAAUAGUAUCACUCCAAACUCCGCUAUCCUUAAAGAAUGUAAGGAUGUUUUAUUGAGAGAGCUGAAAAGGAGGUAUGGGAUGAUUGAAUUAAACGAUCAUGCAGCCAUUGCAACAAUUCUAGACCCAAGGUUUAAAAAUCUGCAUUUCCAAGACCCCUCUGCAUGCGGAAGAGCUAUUCAAAAACUUAGAACCAUGGUUGUCGGACAACUAAGUAGCCCAAGUGAGUCAGAAGAUGAUGUCUCAUUUACUGCACCACCUGAAUACGAUUUUUGGAAACAUCAUAAAGAGUUUGCACAUGGGCACAAGAAGAAAAAAAAAUCUCAUCAGGGAGAUGAAGUUUCUCUUUAUUUAUCAAAUCCAGUAGUUUCUCUUAAAAGCAACCCAUUUGCAGAAUGGGAUGACAUGAAGUUGGUGUUUCCUUGUCUGUACAAGUAUGCACAGCAAUAUUUAAUUGUUGUUGCAACAUCAGUUCCUAGCGAGUGCCUUUUUUCCAAAGCCGGUGCAACAAUGACACAAACAAGAAACAGAUUGUCAUCUAAAUACCUUGAACAGUUACUGUUUUUGGGCAAUCUUAAUGCUGAAGAGUUUUUUGUUUAA
Melitaea cinxia (Glanville fritillary) is the source of this 726-nucleotide messenger RNA. RefSeq names its product zinc finger BED domain-containing protein 4-like. The record is from RefSeq and is a predicted model, not a curated record. Gene Ontology annotation, molecular function: protein dimerization activity. Bases 1 to 726 code for a protein of 241 amino acids. The transcript has a single exon. Lineage: Eukaryota; Metazoa; Arthropoda; Insecta; Lepidoptera; Nymphalidae.